This is a messenger RNA of Pichia kudriavzevii, 1215 nucleotides long. RefSeq lists its product as uncharacterized. The coding region runs from base 1 to 1215 and encodes 404 amino acids. The record is from RefSeq and is a predicted model, not a curated record. Lineage: Eukaryota; Fungi; Ascomycota; Pichiomycetes; Pichiales; Pichiaceae. Gene Ontology annotation, molecular function: alpha-1,6-mannosyltransferase activity. The transcript has a single exon. Gene Ontology annotation, biological process: protein N-linked glycosylation. Gene Ontology annotation, cellular component: mannan polymerase complex.
AUGGCUGCAUCAUCGAAUAGGGCACGUGUGGUGUCGAUUCUUUUGGGAUUGGCAUUGGGGUACUCAUUGUUUCUUUUGAAUAGUCUCUCCUCAAAUCAAACCUCUAGGGCAAUCACAAACUUCUACAGGUUCAAUCCACACACGAGGGGGGCAAACCCUUAUGAAUACAAGACUACGUUGGAUAGACUGGCUCUUCAUUUCCCCUAUGAUCAGUCACCUCGUAGAAUUGAUAAAAACAUCUUUCAAAUGUGGAAAGUUCCAGCAACGGAUCCUGAUUUCCCGCAUCGUGAUUUAAUCAUGCAGUGGAAGAAUGAAAACCCUACUUAUAAGUAUAACCUAUACACCGAUGCAGAGAUCCAUGAUAUUCUAGUCCAGCAUUUUGCCAAUACAGUUCCCGAAGUUGUUGAGGCUUUUGAUUUGAUGCCUAACAAAAUCAUCCAGUCUGAUUUCUCGAGGUACCUCUUGAUCUUCUUGUUUGGCGGCGUCUAUUCGGACAUUGACACUAAACUGGAGAAACCCAUCGACACUUGGUUUGACUCGGACAGGAACGUUGGGUUUGUUGUUGCCAUUGAGGAAGAUAUGAAUGUCGAAAAUUGGGAACAUUACAUGACCAGAAGGGUCCAGUUUGAGCAAUGGACAUUUAAGGCAAAGGCAAGACAUCCUAUCUUACGUAAACUGAUUUCAAAGAUUGUCGAAACCACCUUCAGGGCAGCAAGAGAUGAUAAAUUACAGGCUUACUAUAAGGAUUUCCAAGGCGUUGAUAAAUGCAGUUCUGUUGAUAUCAUGGAAUGGACCGGUCCUGUUGUCUGGACCGACACCAUCUAUGGCCAUCUGAACUCCAUCGAAAACCCAACAAUUGUGGACAUUGACGCAAACAGGUAUGUCCAAGGAGAACUUUACGGUCCUGAAGAAGAGGCAAAGAAGUUGAUCUCAUGGAGAUUCUUUACUGGAUUAGAGGCCCCAGUCAUGAUCGAUGACGUUGUCAUCUAUCCUAAACUCUCCUUCAGAGAGGACCGUGCAAACAAUUGUGGUAAGUACUGCUAUGUCUUCCAUGAGUUUGGAGGCUCUUGGAAAAACAACGGUAAAGGUGAAGAGAAACCGCAAGAAGAUGAACAACAGCAACAAGAGUCUCAUGAAGAUAAUAAUGAGGAACACGCCGAGAGAAGGAAAGUCAAGAGAGACGAAGGCUGCUCCUACCCUUACUCCCCCCUAUAA